Sphaerodactylus townsendi is the source of this 3447-nucleotide messenger RNA. It is a transcript of the gene MORN1, whose product is annotated as MORN repeat containing 1. Bases 139 to 1653 code for a protein of 504 amino acids. Lineage: Eukaryota; Metazoa; Chordata; Lepidosauria; Squamata; Sphaerodactylidae. The record is from RefSeq and is a predicted model, not a curated record. Gene Ontology annotation, cellular component: cytosol. The transcript is spliced from 14 exons.
AAGCGCAGGGCUAAGAAAGCGGUCCAGAAAGCGAGGAAGCUCCGCCCCUUAACUACCCGGGAACCAAUCGACUGCAGGAAUCGGUUGCUAAGGAAUCGGUUGCUAAGAUGCAGCGUCCUGGAAGAAGGGAGGGCGGACAUGGCAGACUCCAGUCCGGGUCUUUACCGAGGGGAAAUGAAAGAGCAACGCCGGAAUGGUUAUGGACGUUAUAUUUAUUCGAAUUCUUUUUUCCAGUAUGAAGGGGAAUGGAAGGAAGGAAAGAAACAUGGUCAUGGAAAGUUGCUGUUUAAAGAUGGAAGUUAUUAUGAAGGCGAGUUUAUGGAUGGAGAAAUUGUAGGCAAUGGAUUUCGAUACUGGGCCCAUACAGGGAAUACUUAUUCGGGCCAGUUUCUCUAUGGCGAGCUCAACGGUCAUGGAGUCAUGCAGUAUAAAGACGGCAAGAAAUACGAGGGGAACUUCUGCUAUGGAAUUCAAGAAGGCCACGGACGACUGACGGACAAGGAUGGGCAGCAGUACGAAGGCAGCUUCUACAAAGCCAAAAGACACGGAGGAGGGAAAAUGAGGUUCAAGAAUGGGGAUGAAUAUGAAGGCGACUGGGUCCUGGACCAGAGACAAGGCCACGGGGUGCUUCACUGCGCUGAUGGAACCUUCUACGAGGGUCAGUGGAGAAAUGACACGUUCAACGGACAGGGCUCCAUCAUCCAUUGUUCCGGCGUCAUCUAUGACGGACAGUGGCUGAAUGGCUACCCUGCUGUGCAACCCCAGAAGAUGGUGAUUUUGGGACCGGAAGUCAUCGACACAGUUCCAGGGUCUGCUCACACUUUUCACAUCCAGCUUCAGGACGAAGAAGGAGAGGUGACUGAAUGUGAGAGCGGUCGACUGCUGGAGAUCAGUGCUGGAAUCAGAGACGGGGAGCUUUUAGCAAGUUCCAAAAACAGCCUGUAUAAGAUUAUGGAACUACUUGGAAGGCAGGUGCUGGAAAGCCCCUUUGGAUUUGAGUAUAUUAGCUACCCUUUGAUGGCACCCACGUCUGAAAGCCCAGAGCUUCAAGUCUCUGCCUCUUCUGCUGGUAAAUCUCUAUUAGCCCAGCUUGAACUGCAAGUCCCCAAAGGAGACACGGAGCCAGAAUUCGAAUCAACGCCCACGGAUAGUGCAAGAAAUACCCUUAGCAACGAGGAUGGGAUGGAGGACAACGUCCACUGUAAUUCAUGCUCCCAGAGAGUAGAGCAUGGCUCAGCCAUUUUCAUUAAUAUCAUCCUUGCUACUCCUCCGACGGAUGUUCUGCUCGCCAUGCAGUUGGAUGACGCCCAAGAGGUUUUAUCCCCACGAAAAAUGAAAAAACGAAAAGACAAGAUCCAUGUUGAAAAAUUGGCCACUUCACAGGAGUUACUUAUGCCCACCAGAUCCCGACUGAUGGACCAAAGCAAGACCCGGCUCAUCCCAAUCAGCCCGAAGGAUGUCGUGACCCUCCCAGGGGAGUAUGUAAUUAUGGUCCGUGAAGUGACUUCUCCUCCGUUCCUGGGCAGGCACCUCCCACCUGCCUUCAGGCUCCUGAGGAUUUUGCCAGAGAAGGUUUCGGUACCGAAGGUCCUGUCAGACAAAGGCAGAAAAACUGGCCUUAAAAGCGAGACACAAAAAGAUGCCGGAAAUUAGAGGCAAGGCGAACUUUGUGCGUCCGUCCGCCAAUUUUCACAAUUUGCAUAGAGACCUGGGGGCAUUUUCUCAGACAAGAGUUUUUAACCAAAUCAGACCUAUCAAAUCAAAUCAAAACCUUUAAUAGCAUAACAUAAUACAUAAAAAGUGAAUUAUAAACAUCUUAAAAAGUUUCGACAAUACGUCUUAAAAGUUGGUUUACGUCAAAGGGUCAACUUUUAUCAACAGCUUGUGCUAUAAUAGACGUCAUGGCAUCUGUCAGUCAUUGUUAUAGAUAAGAAACGAGCCAUCAUAGAUGUGGCUGUUUCAUUCUUAUCUGCAAGCAACAGUUUCACACGUUCCUCAUCCGGAAGAUCUUUGUGUCUAUCGAGUAAUUGUCCAAGGAUAAGUGACUGAACUUCUUCAUGUAAAGAGCAACAAAGGAUUUUAUGAAUCAAAGUGUCUGGUUGAUUAGAUCCACAAAUACACAGAUGUGCUGAAAAUGAGAUUUGUAGAAAUCUCCCAUGAGUGAUGGCAGAGGGGAAAGUGGAAUCUUACUUGUGAGGAUGUUCUGCGACCUAUCUAGAAAUAAAUACGAAAGUGGGCGAAUGUGCUUAAGUCAAGUGGCUUCAUAGAAUGGACAGUGGGAAAAAGACAUGUUCUAGUGUUUUCCGCUCGCAAUCUGUUUCUCAUUUUUAUCCUUUAGGACAAUAAAUUAGACAACCUCCAAGUAUUUGUAUGAUAUCAAUAUAGGCCAAGAACUCUUAAUGCUCGAUUGCAAUAUUUUUAUUACAAGGCACGUUGUGCAUUUUUGUUUUUUUAAAAAAGACACAGGCCCCUUUUCAAUAGAACGAAGAGUUUGUGCAACACUUUGGUCAGAUAGCUGUAAACCAUAAAACCUAGCGAGCCAGAUGGUCAGCUAACAGCCAAAAAACGUGCAUCGCAAAUUACGUUGACGACCGCUGUGCUCUCCUCUGUAAUAACGCCUUUGCGACUACAUAGUUUUUCUCGUAGGGGGAAAAAAAACCCCAUUCUUGUUCGUUCAGUACGUUUAAAAAAGAAUAAAACUAAUAAAAUUUGCCCGCCCCAAGGUGGCAAGCGGGAAACUGCCAACAGUCUUGGAAAAAGUAUCUCCUGUCAUCAGCGAGAGCAGAUCUGAAGCUGGGUUAAUUAUUCAUUUUAAAAAACCCUGUUGAGAAGGCCAGAAACGUAUCUAAGCGGCGCUGGUGGAAAAGGAGUGUUGAGUGGAUCUGUUUGGAACAUAUUUGCAUCCUGCAGCAACUGGUGUUGGACACAGCAUGCUCUGCCGCGUUAGAUGAGCUGUCGAAGACUCAAUAGCGUGUCUACAAAGAUAGUCAAGCGCAAGGUGAGCUCUGUGCUCAGGAAAGGAGCCUGCUAGAAACCUUUGGCGCUACAUCACCAAGGAGGAUUCCACAUGGGCCAAAAACAAUGGUGUGAAAACGGUGUAAACCCCUUCACAACGUUUUAAACCAUUUCACACCGUUUUCACGCUGCUGUUUUUGGCCCAUGCGGAAUCCACCUUGGGCACAAGUGAAGCUACCAUGGGUUGACCCUUGUCAGGGCAGGCCCAGUUCUUUCUGCCCCCCAGGCAAGCUUCGGGCUUUGUGCCUUUCUUCAUUUGAUGAAGAGAAAAGGAAAUGUAGAAGAAACUGUAACCUUUGUCGUCUUGGUUGUCUUGUUGUAUUUCUAUCCCUGGAAAGCAAACUGUAGAUCAGAUCCCUGGCUAUUUUCUUUAAACUAAACAGCAGUUAUUUGGAGGGGGGGGAUUAAUCCUGCCCCAUACCAUUACCCCAA